Molecule: messenger RNA, 1581 nt
Organism: Staurois parvus
Lineage: Eukaryota; Metazoa; Chordata; Amphibia; Anura; Ranidae
Source: the annotation of a GenBank genome assembly
CACAUGAUCACAUGGAGCCGGGGCUUGUGUACAAUGUUCCUCCGCCGGUUGCUGGGAGUAGUGAGGGGAUGUUACGUGGUGCGGAGGGUCACAUUGGUCCCGGGCAGCUGUCGGUAUGGUGGUCACGUGGUGUCGUUCCUCGGUCCUGAGCGGCUGUACGCCUUGGGGCUCCGCACAUUGUGGAGGGGAACGCCGAGCAGGAAGUCUUGGUCAACGGGGGGCUGGGAUGGAGGGAAUUACGGGGACUCUGAUGAAGAGGACGAGGAUUUGGAGGAGCUUCUGGUUUCUCCGACGCCCGCCCUCCAUGGGGCGCAGAAGAUUUUCAUUGUACAUCCAAAUGUUAAAUGGGGGGCUAAGAAACCGCAUGACACCACUGCUGAACUUUUAGUCGCUGAAGCAGUGACUCUAGUACACAGCAUUCCUAACUGGAUAGUUGUGGAUAAGCUAAUCAUGUCUACAAAAUCACCUGAUCAGAAAUACAUUUUUGGAAAGGGGAACUUUCAGACUCUUACAGAAAAGAUUAAAGGACUUCCUCAGAUUACUGCAGUUUUUGUGAACGUUGAAAGACUAUCUGCUUUGAGUGAGAAUGAACUGGAAGCAGCGUGGGGAGUGAAAGUUUUUGACAGAUACACAGUGGUCCUUAAGAUUUUCCAAUACAAUGCCCGCACAAAAGAAGCUAAGCUACAGAUUGCACUGGCUGAACUUCCAUUACUAAGAUCCAGAAUAAGAAAUGAAAUGGCCCACUUGGACCAGCAAGGUGGAGGUUCAAGAUAUGUCAUGGGGUCAGGUGAAACAUUAAUGGAGAUCCAGCAAAGAUUGCUGAAGGAGAGGGAGCUAAAGCUUAGGAGAGCUUUGCAGAUACUAAGGAUGAAGAGAAAACUAUUUAGGACACAGCGCAAACGGCGGGAGAUUCCAAUAAUCUCUGUAAUGGGUUAUACCAACUGUGGAAAAACAACCCUGAUAAAGGCACUCACUGGCGAUGCAAGCCUUCAGCCACGUAACCAACUUUUUGCCACACUUGAUGUCACAGCCCAUGGUGGAUUGCUUCCUUGUCGUAUGCCAGUUAUAUAUGUUGAUACCAUUGGCUUUCUCUCUCAGCUUCCUCACAAUUUGAUAGAGUCUUUUUCUGCCACACUAGAGGAUGUCAUCCAUUCGGAUUUAUUCAUUCAUGUGAGAGAUAUAAGUCAUCCUGAAGUUAUCAAUCAGAAGAAAACUGUGCUGAAUGUUCUCUCCAACUUGAAUGUUCCCCAGAAGCUUCUCGAUACCAUGAUUGAGGUGCACAAUAAAAUUGACUUGGUUGACAAUACACAUGAAACUAAAGAUGCAGCUGUUUCUGUGUCUGCACUUCAUGGAUCUGGCUUGGAAGACCUCAAACAAUGUAUAGAGACGGGCUUGAUGGAAACCACAGGGAGGAUAAUUACCACAAUCAGAAUAAACCUGGAAAGUGUUGAAUUAAGCUGGCUUUACAAAGAGGCUUCAGUACAGGAAGUGAAAGUAUUGCCAGAAGAUGGUGCAGCUGACGUGCUUGUAAUAAUAACCAAUGCUGCUUAUGGAAAAUACAAAAAACUGUUUUGUAAAUGA